AUGUCGGAGAAUCCAGCGAAGCAGCUCCGCGUGCUGCUGCCGCAGGCAUUGUGGGCCGACGCGCCGCCUGAGCACGACAUCACCUGCGUCGCGUCGCUCGGCGCGGCACGCGGCGCGACCGGCGGCGGGGAUGGCGCCGCGAACGCCGGGCCCGCGAGUCGCGCGUCCGUGUGGACCGGCGCGCAGGACGGCGCGAUCGUAAGGUGGCUCCGCUUCCUCCUCUUCCCCCUCCCCCCCUACUCCCCUUUCUCCCCCUGCUCCCUCUCCCCGUUUCCUUCCGCCCCGGAACCCUCCCCUUCCACCUCUCUGCUGUCUUGGUUCCCCUGCCUCCAGCCCCCCAACCGCGCCCCCAUCCGGCCCGCGCAGUUCCUGUGCGGCCACAGCGCGCUAAUAGUUGCGCUCCUCCCCUGCUCCGCCUUCGCCUCCGCGCCCUCCGCCCCCCCCGCCAGCGCGCUCCCGCCCUCCGCCACCGUCCCUUCCGCCGUUGCCGCGGCCAGGCGCGAAAUGAUGCGCGCUGGGGGAGGUGCGGGCGCGGGGGGGAGAGAGAGCGGGGAGAGUGGGGGAGAGGACGGCAGGGAUGGUAGAGGUGAUAGGGGUCGGAGAGGUGAAAGGAAGAAUUCAAGCCGAGGUAGUCUGGCGAGUGUAGGUGAGGGGAGUGCUGGGGAUGAGGACGAGGAAGCGGAGGAGGAGGAGGAGAACGAGGAGGAAGAGGAGGAGGAGGAAGAGGAGGGGGAAAAGUCAGAAGGCGAGGAGAGAGCGGAAGGCGGGGCUGGGUUUGCCGAGAAGCGAGCAGAGGACGAGCUGUGGCCAGCUGAUGCGCUCGUGUCCCUCUGCUCCGCAUCCACUCUCUGUCUCUGGCAUGCCUCCUCCGGCCGCUGCUGCCGCCGCCGCCGCCUCCCCCCCUGGGUGGGCACCCCUGCUGCUGCUUGCCUUGUCCCUGGCUCGUCCCACGCACUUCUCUGCAUUGCUGGGAAUGAUACUGCUGCUGCUGCUGGUGCUGGUGGGACUGCAGGCGCCGGCGCGGGGGGGAAGGCUGGGGGAGUGGCCGGCACAGGCUCUCCUAAGUCUCCCCUGCAUGGCGGAGCGGGGGGAGGGGGGAAGGAGGAGAAGGGGCGCGGGGGCGCGGGCGGGGGGAAGAGGAGGGACGGCGGAGGGGGGGCAGGGGGGGAUGCGACAGGGGCAGGGGUGCGUGGGUCUGUCGUGAUUGUAUCAGCCGUAUCACUAUCCGUGCUACAAACGGUGGUGCAUGGAAGCUUGCCUCUGUAUAGUCCCAUUGCCGCUGUAGCUGUCUCCCUAGCCACACCCCCUCCCCGGUUUUGGAGCAGCAGCAGGGGGAGUGGCGGAGGGGGAGGUAGCGGGGGGGGCGGGCAGGGCGGGGGGGGUGGGGGAAGUGGGGGAAGUGGGGGAAGUGGGGGAAAUGGGAGAGGUGGGACUGCUGUGGUAGGUGUGUCUGGGAGUGAGUGGAUACGGGUGGUGGUAUGGGUGACUGACUCAGCUGGCGACGUCCCGCCUGGUGCCCCUCCUGGCCCCUCCCGCUCCCGUGCUUCCUCUGCUGCACCCACUGCUGCACGUGCCUCUUUCCCAGGCGCUGGAGCUGCUGCAGCUGCACAGGGAGCAGCAGCAGGGGGGGUAGGAUCGGGGGGAGCACGCACAGGGGAAGAGGGACCAGGAGCAGGGAGGGCGGGAGCAGGGGUGGCCGGCAGGGCGUCGUCUGGUUCCCAAUCCUCGCUUCCUUCUCACCCUUCCGCCUCCUCAGCCUUAUCGCCUUCCUCUAUUCAACCACCAUCGCAGCUGCGCGGGCCUUCGUCUUUCCCUGCAGCCCUCACUGCUUCGCCCUCCUCGCCCUCCUCUCCCACCGCCCGCACCUCCCACCUGCUCGUGACGCCUGUGCCUGCCACUUCCACCCUCGUUCUCGCUGCUGCUGCGCUCGUAUCCGCCUCCUCUGCAGCAGCAGCAGCAGCAGCAGGGUUGACAGGGCACACACCCUGGGGAAUCGGGGCUCCCUAUUGGCUGCACAAUCUCUCGCAGGCAGGGGUCCUGGUCCCUGGGGCAGCGUUUGCGCGCCUGCCCUCCGCGUUUGGGCGCAUAGCAGGGGCGAGAUUCGUGUCCCCCUGCGCCCACGCGCGCUGCUGGGGGGGAGGCAGCGCGGCAGGCGGGGGGGGCGGGGCGGAGAUUGUAAUCUGGGAUGAGAACGGCGGCGCUGUGUGCUGCUGCCUGCGGGAGAGAGCAGGGGAAGGGGGAAGCGGAGGAGGAGGAGGAGGAGGAGGAGGAGAUGGAGACGGAGGAGUGGGAGGAAAAGGAGGGGGGAGCAGGGGAAUGGGAGGGGCAUCAGAGGGAGGCCAUACUGCCUCCCUGCCAGGAGGAGCCUCCCAUGCUGUGGCUUGGUCUCUAGAUCUCCUCGCCUGGUUACCCCCUGCUAUGCCUCCUGCUAUCAGCUUUGGGGUGGUUGGCCGGCGCUUUGGCUUCUGCCGCUUCUCCCAGUCCUUGCUGGUUCGGACCGAGAGCGGCCCGCCGAUCCUGGAAGAGAGGCUCGGGAUGGACCCGAUGGUGCUGGUAUGGAAGAUGCGGCGUGGGGGAGGGAGACACAGCAUAGCAGGACAAGCAGCAGCAACACCAGCAGCAGCAGCAGCAGCAGCAGCAGCAGCAGCAGCAGCAGCAGCAGUGGUGAGGUUGCGCCCCUUAGCCACUCUCCGUCACCACGUGGCACCAGUAAGGCGUCUCUUACACCCUCCUCCCGGCACGCUCCCCCCCUGGCGCUACUGCUUCGCCUCCCUCUCAGACGACGGUGCGGUCGGUAUCAGCUCUCUGGAGACGCUUAGAUGCGAAAGAUUGCUGCCCGGUCACCGCCUGCCCGUGGAUAAUAUUUUGUGGGACGGGCAGCGGGGGUACCUGGUUUGUUUGAGUAAGGGGAAGAGCGGGGCGCAGAAGGGAGGAGGAGGAGGAGGAGGAGGUGGGGGGGGAGGGGGUGGUGGUGGGGGGAGUGGAGGAGGAGGAGGUGUAGGAGGAGCGGGAGGAGGUGUGCUAGCGGGAUGGGAUGGUCGUGGUGGUGGUGACUUGGGGCAGUCGGGCUUGAUUGUGUCGAAAGGGAGGAGGAAAGGGCGUGCUUCAGGACCCAACGCAUCCGUUCUGGCCGAUUUAGGGGCGGCUUUUAGUGCUGCCCAGGAACAACAGCAGCAGCAGCAGGAGCUAGGGACAGGGAAGCGGCCUGUGUUUGAAAUAGGCGGAGGGGCGAGUAGCGAUGCUCUUGAUGUGUUUGACUCGGGGGCUGUCUCGAGACGAGCGAGCCACACAGCAAGUGAAAGCAUCGGUGCUGCUGGUGGUGUUGGUGGUGGUGGUGGUGCUGGCGGUGGUGCUGACAGCAUUGCUACCAGCAUGGCUGCUGCUACUUCCCAAUUGCCAGAGACUGCUGGUGCCGCUGGUGGUGCUACUGGUGUUGCUGGUGCUGCGGCAACAGCAACCAUACCAGCUGCAGCAGGUGCACUAUCUGCUGUGCCACAGCUGGUGCCAGGCUCACCAGGGACAGCACGAGCAGGAGCGGCAGGAGCGGCGGGAAAGGGAGGAGUGGGAGGAGCAGCGGCAGGAGCAGCAACAGGAUCGGGAGCAGCAGGAGCAGCGGCAGCAGCAGCAGCAGCAGCAGCAGCAAAGGACAUGCUAUUCGUGUGGGACCUGCACUCAGGCGCGAGGGAGAGGAUACUCCGAGGCAACCCUGCCAACUCGCUCUUCUCUUUCUUUGCUGCCAAGAUCAAAGCCUCUGCUCACUCCUCCGCCGCCGCUGCUGCUGAAGCUGCUGCGCCCCCGGUUGAGAACCUUCUGCUGGAGUUUGAUGCGGUUGAUCGCGGUGCGGAGGUGCGGGGAGACGGGGUCGGGGAGGAGCAGGCGGAUCAAGGAGACCUUAGUCUCGCUCUCUCUGCUCUCCCCCUGCCGCCGCCCCCACCCAUGCCCCGCUGCCUUGGGCUUGAAAGAAGGGAUAGCAGUGGCGGUGGCAGUGGUAAUAGCUUGAACGACUUUGCUGCUGGAGCAGGGGAGCGUGCUGUUUCAGACCAGCAGCAGCAGCAGGGUGAGGGGGUGGAGGUCUCCACCGCUCCACCGCACCACGGCACCGCGUUACACCAUUCCACACCGUGGGACUCACCGGUCUGGCAGCGGCUGUGGACGGGUGAAGCCAUGGCGCUGCGCAAUGCCAUUCGGUACCUGCACCUGUGGGGGUGCGACUCCCAGUUGGACGCUGCUUUAUCUGCUGCACUAUUGGUAUCAGAGCCGGCGCAAGUGUGUGUGGGGGCCGGGCUUGCUGGGGAUAACGGGGCGCUCACGCUCUCGUUCCCGGGACAGCAGGGCCGCGCGGAGCUCUUCCGCACCUCGCCGCACUUCUCAGCACUGCGCUCACUCGCCCUGGUGGCCCUGGCGCAGCGCAUCAUGCACCUGCUGCCCCCGCACCCGCCCUCGCUCUCCCGCCGCGUCUGCUCGCUCCUCGCCGCCUUCUACUCACGGGAACUUGCUGAAAAGCUUCCAGGCUCUGUCGCUCCUGCCCUUGAGGUUCGUGUGUAUGUCGUUUCGGUCGUGGGGGGCACUCCCGCAGACGCCAAAGCAGCGCGCACCAACGUUGCUGCUGCUCUAGCUGUCUGGUACCUUCCCCUCGGUCGAUCCGACCUAGCUGCUGCUGUCGCCCCGUCGUUGCUCCGGCUCGUGCGAUUGGCUAAUAGCCGCCACGCGGCUACUGCUGCGGAGAUUCUUGCUGAGGGGAUGGCGGACACGUGGCAGGCCCUGAUUGGCCCGCAGAUCCACCGGCUGAUUGCGGACGUUUUUGUCCUUUGUGAGGAUCUGAGGGGAGCCUGGGCGGCAGGAGGGCAAGGAAUGAAUGGGGUUGGAGGGGUGGGAGGAGGCGGAGGGGGAGGAGGCGGAGGAGGGGGGGGAGGCGGAGGGGUAGGAGGAGGAGGAGGAGAAGGGAGAGGAGAGAGAAUCAUGUCUCUCUCUCAUCCCAACCUAGCAUCACUUGGUGGUGGUGGUGCAUCAGGCAACAACCCCCCUGCCGUCGGUGCCGGUUCCUCUUCUUCUUCUGCUCGCAACAGCUUCUCCUCCACAAGUCACACAGGCACCAGUAGCAACCAGAUGGGCAUGGGCAUGGGUAUGGGUAUGGGAGGGGGGUCUAUAACAGCAGCAGGGAUUGUCACCCCUCCCACGUCCGCUGCCCCCUCGCCCUCUGUUGCCGGCCCGCCAUCCCCGUCGCCGCACAGCACUGUGAGGAGACUCGACCUGGGACCAGGUUCAAUGGGCAGCCCAGGGGGAGGGGGAGCGGGAGGAGGAGGGGGCAGGAUGGGGGGGUAUGGGUCUGCUUCGGGAGGAGGAGGAGGAGCGGGGCUGACUCGUGGUGUGAGCGGUAGUGGGAGCAUGAACGAUAUUCUCACGCCAACGUCGCUGGCCUCGCCAGCAGUCACGCCGUCAGGCUUCCGCAGCAGCACAGGGGACGUGCACGCACACAUGCAUGCGAACAUGCACCCAAACAUGCACGCUGCUGACGUGCAUUCGGACAUGCAUGGUGACAUGCAUGGCGGCAUGCAUGCGGACAUGCACUUGGACAUGCAUCAUCAUCACCAUGGUAUUCAUUCCGUCCCUGUCUCAGCAUCCAUGCUCUCUGACGCACACUCUUUGGAUUCAGGCACCAUUCUCACCCCUGGGGCUGUCCCUGCUUCUUCUGCCACUGCCUCUGCCGCUGCUGCGGCUGCGGCUGGUGCAAGCAAUGCUAGCAGCAGAGGCAGCCAUAGAAACAGCACCGCCAUGGCGGACCCAGCAGCGUUCCUGACGGUGGUGCAGGGGCAGAUGGCAGGGGGGGCGCCCCCGGACUCGUCGGUGCAUGUGACUGCGCUCAUGGCGAUUAUCAGGGCCGUGCGCUCGUACCCCCGCUCGCUGCUCUGCCACCUCACGCAGAUAGUGGAGUGUGCCCUCAAGUGCACGGACCAGUCCAACGCCCCCCUCCGCAAGAACUGUCUGCACACCGCCAUGGCGCUGCUCAUGGAGCUGCCGCGCAACUUCCCCAUGGCCGCCGUCUUCCAGAGCCCGCCCGCCUCGCCCAACUCCUACCUGCGCCUCGCUGUGGGGGACGCCGUGGGGGACGUGGGACGCAUCGCCAUUCACGUCUACGACUUGCGCUCGGGCACCAAGUUCCGCACGCUAGAUGCUAGCAGCGCUCCAGGCCACCCCACCUUCCUCCGCUCCCUCUCCCGCCGCUCCUCCUCAUCUGCUGCUGCUGCUACUACUGCCAAUGAUUCCGCAGCACCAUCACCAACCACCCUGCUUUCUCCGUCCUCCUCCCAUUCCUCGCUCCCAGCCAUCUCCCCCUCCUCCUCCCCCUCCUCCUCCUCCUCUUCCACUACCGCUGCCUCUCUCCCCCACCAGCCCACCCCCCCGCACCCGCUCGCGCACAUCGGGAGCAUCUCAGCCGUCGCUUUCGCGCCAGAUGGCGAGGCCGUAGUGGCCUUCUCUCAGAUCGGACUAGUGCUGCGGUGGUGGUCCAUAGGCAUGGCGUGGUGGGAGAAAUUAACUCGAGCGCCCACGGCACCAGUGCACUGCAGCAAGCUGGUUAUGGUGCCACACCUGCCGGAGCUCCCUCCUGAUCUGCUCGUGCUGACUGGAGGUGGCUCGGUGGGGCGAGCAGAGGAGGAAGAGCAGCAGCAGCAGCAGCAGCAGCAGCAGCAGCAGCAGCGGCGGCGGCGGCGGUCGAGUGGGGAUGCGCUGCCGACGAUGGCCUUUGGCUCUUUCCUUUUCACGGCAGCAGGCGGGUCAGCAGCAGCAGGGGCCACGAGAGCACCGGGCGGCACAACCACAGAUACAGCCACCGCAGGCCGCCCGCUUCCCUCCGCAUCCUCCACUCUUCCUCCCCUUGCUGCUUCCCUGGGAGGGGCAUUCGGAGGAGGGGGAGGGGGAGCAGCAGGGAGAGGAGGCGGGGUGGUUGUGGGGGGAAGCACGAGGGGGGGCAUGCAGGCAGCUAUGGCACUGGCAGCUCAGCUGUUGGAUCUACAUGUGGCGUUGGAAUGGAGGCCUGAUCGGACAGUGGUGCUGCUGUACAACGGGGCUGUGGUGGCUACUUUCUAA
This is a messenger RNA of Closterium sp. Naga37s-1, 7086 nucleotides long. The record is from the annotation of a GenBank genome assembly. NCBI's taxonomy places the organism in Eukaryota, Viridiplantae, Streptophyta, Zygnematophyceae, Desmidiales, Closteriaceae.